AUGCCCAGCAUAGACACCGAGUUGAUUGCUCCGUUGUCGCGGAUUUCCGAGAUCCUGUUGAAACGUCCGGGCCGCGUCAGUGUGGACGGAAUAAAGCGAUUGGCCAACAUCUACGGGUUCGAGACGUUCACCGACACGUUGGCGGUCAACGACCAGAACGACCUGGUGUUUGCGUAUCCUGAGAGUCGGUCGACCACGCCGGUGGGCAAAGAGGUACCGCAGAUCGAGCGGCUGUCGCUGAGCGGCAAGAUUCUGCUCAUAGAUAUCGAUUUCCAGGACGGCGCGGUCAAGAACGUUGGACUGUCGAGUGCCAUCAACAUCGAGUCGAUCGACGCGCGCAGUUACGAUUUCGUGGACGGUUUUGGUAGCUUCCCGAAAGUGGGCACGAUUUUGUACGAGAACCUGCAAUCGACCACGUUGGACAAGUUCAACAAGAACCUGCGGCUGCUGGGCCAGCUCGACCGGCUGUCAGCGUCGGCACCGUUCGAUUUAUUUAACACAUUCAACCUGCUGACAUACAACCUGCUCAAGGCGUGUGCGGCCGAAAAAGAGCACAUAGCAGAUAACUCGGCCGACAUAUUGACGGAAAAAGAACUAGCCGCAGAUUAUGACGUGGGAGUGCGCGGUGUCGGGAAGGUGCUCGUGAACCAGUCGGAUAAGAUUGGGCUAUUCCUCAAGUUUUGGCAGGAUAACCGAUUCCUGGCCGAGCUCGAUCGGUCUGAGCGUCCGGAGUAUAUGCUCCACUUCAAGAUCAUGGAGAGUCCUCGUGCGGAUCCGGUGGAGACCAAGGAGACCAAGCGCGUGGUGGAGUGGUUCAACGGUCAAUGGAGUCCUGACGUGCCUCUGGAUCUGCUGGUGUUGGAAUUAUGUCCUCCCGUGUGGAUUCCCGAAGAUCUGCUAUUGGAGCUCGGAUUGAACGAGUACGAAGUGGUCACUCCAGAUAACAGUGUCUUCAACAGCACCACAGACACGCUGGACGACUUUUACCAGGAAAUCAACAAAAACUAUUCCUACACAUUUGGAACGGAAGAUCAGAUAAUAGAAUCGUUCUUUCUAACAGGUUGCAAAUUUGUGAAAAUAUAUAAACUCAAGCUCGCAGAGCUGGACAAACUUCGGGCGCUUGUGAGCGGUCUUCGGAGCUGGUGUUUGGUCAACAACGUGGUCAGAAACCUUUUGCAAGGCCAACAAAAGACAGCCGGGUCGUCCCAGACAGAUGAGCUCUGGCUGAACGAUAUGGUGAGAGGCAAUUUGGAGAAGCUUGAUAACAGUUCGGGCGCGUCGUCGGAAGUGAUAAGGCUGUCUGUGGAGACUCUGGAGCCGCAGCAGAUCGACCUGACCAUCAGAGGCGUUUUGUUGAAGAUUAUAGACGGCCAGGUGAAAAGCUCGGACAAAAAGUUGGCAAAGUUGGUGACCAAGACCGAAGAGCUUUUUUGA
Molecule: messenger RNA, 1434 nt
Organism: Ogataea philodendri
Lineage: Eukaryota; Fungi; Ascomycota; Pichiomycetes; Pichiales; Pichiaceae
Exons: 1
Coding region: 1-1434 (477 amino acids)
Biological process (GO): regulation of transcription by RNA polymerase II
Cellular component (GO): mediator complex
Molecular function (GO): transcription coregulator activity
Source: RefSeq, a predicted model, not a curated record